Molecule: messenger RNA, 4971 nt
Organism: Cavia porcellus (domestic guinea pig)
Lineage: Eukaryota; Metazoa; Chordata; Mammalia; Rodentia; Caviidae
Gene: Kantr
Product: KANTR integral membrane protein
Exons: 2
Coding region: 1292-1522 (76 amino acids)
Source: RefSeq, a predicted model, not a curated record
CUAGAGGGUGAAAAUAAAGUGUUUCCUUCUCCGCCAAUUCCAGGGAAGGCUGAAGGUGCUCCUCCAAUGGGAGCCUUGACACCUCCGUUAUAGGUGGAGACUCGCGACCCCGCCCCUGCUCGAGUUGGAGGUGGGGAAGCCUCCAGAGUAUUCUCCAGAUCCUGCUGCGGGCCCUUGGUGUCAUUUUGCCCGCGGCGUUGGCAGUGCGGACAGCCGGAGCUUAGGGUGAGAAGCCAGGAAAUAGGGCGGCGCAGAAAGGGGGAGUGGCGGGGUAGGAGAGGCCGGCUCAGAGCGCUAGAAGGUUGGAGCCUGAGCGAGCUUUCACCUGGGUGGUCUCUCGACCCUAGGCCGACGGGUGGCAAAGGGUCCUGCAGGUAGCAAAGUGAGGGCGAGUGCCCCUUCGGCCCCUAGACGGCAAACCGAACAUGCAUCAUUAUUAGAACCAUCAACCUGCAGCUAGCUUGGACAUCAUUAAAAGGGCUCAUCAGCUACAAAUGGAUACAAGUAUCUGACACUGGUGAAGACAGUUUCAGGCUUCUACUUGGAGCUACACUCUACCUUGGUUGACCUCCCCGCACCCAACCCCAUCCCAACCAGUCACAACUUGGGCUGUGGAUAGAAACUGGAACACAGACUCUUCCAGCAGCUCCACAGUUCCCUUAUCCUCAAUGAGCAAAUUACAGAAGCUGGCUACUGAAGAGGCUUUCCAAGCAGUAGAGCACCUCCUUGGCCCUGCCUAGCACAUUUAUCACAGAGCAAUAAGUGAAUGUUGGGUAUUAUUCAUUUGUGCUUACCACCUGCAACAACUGUAAGAAAUUUGUCACUCCCACUUCACUAAUGGCCACCCUCUAAGGAUUUCCAGAAGAGGUUAACUACAGUGUCCUCAGAUCCUACUUGGACACCCCAGAGUGAGGGGAUCCGUAUCUCUUCACUAACUUGUAACUCACAUACUAACUGGAAAACUUCUUGCUAUUUUUUGCUUAUCUCUUUGUUCUUUUAGUGCACGGAAUUUAACUAUUGACUCAAUUCCUCAAAGGGACUACUAAAGGUUUCUUUUUCUUCUUGAGUCAAUUUUGGCAAGAUAUCAUUUCCUUGGAAUUGGUCCAUUUUGUAACAAAACUUUUUUUUUUGGUGGGUACUGGGAAUUGAACUCAGGACUUCUUGCUUGCCAGGCAGGUGCUGCACCACUGAGCUAUAUCCCUGGUGCAGAAUUGGUCUAUUUUGUGCAUGUUUUUAAAAUCACUGACAUAAAGUUCCUUUAUUUAUUCUCUGCUAUAUAAAAUCUGUAGUGAUGUCUCCUUUUUCAUUGCUAAUAUUGGUUAUGUGUGCCUUCUCACUUUUUUUCUUGAUUAAUCUUACCAGAGGUUUGUCUAUUUUACUAGUCUUUUCAAAGAACCAACUUUUGGCUUUGUUGCUCCUUUCUAUUGUGUCUUUGUUUUCUAUUUCUUUAAUUUCUGCUCUUAUCUUUUUUGAUCUCCUUCCUUCCACAUUUUUUGGCUUUAUUCUAUUGUUCUUUUUCUGAUUUCUUAAAUUGGAAACGAGCUCAUUAAUUUUUAAUUUUUUUGUUUUCUAAUUUAUGCAUUUAAGGAUGUAAGUUUCCCACUAAAUGCUGCUUUUAGACUAGUUCAGAUAAGUAGUGUUUUCAUUACUGUUUAGUUCUAAGUAUGUCAGCAUUUCCAUUAUAGUUACUUCUUUGACCUGUGAGUUAUAUCAAAGUGUGCUUUUAAAUUUCCAAAUGUUUAGGGAUUUUAAAUGUUGUCCCUUUGUUAUUGAGAUCUGUCUUAUUUGCAUUAUGAUCAGAUAAUAUGAUUCAUGUGAUAACGAGUCUUUGAAAAUUAUUGAGACUUGUCUUAUCACUUAGUACAUGAUCACUAUUUUUGAAUGUUUCCUAUGUGCUUUAUGAGGAUGUAUGUUCUCUAAUUGUUGAAUACAAAGUUCUAUAUAUAUCUAUUAUCAAGUUUGUUAGCUGUGUUCAAUUUUACUUAUCUGAAUGUUUCUUUGGUCAUGAUCUACCAGUAAUUUUAAAGAUAUGGUAAUCAUUAUGAUGAUGGAUUUACCAAUUCUCUUUGUAGUUUUAUCAAUUUUUUGCCUUAUAUAUUAACUGUGUCCAAAUGUAUAUUUAUCUAAUGUGGUUCUUUGGUUGUGAUCUACCAGUAACUUUAAAAUGUAUUCAACUAUGAUGGUGGAUUUAUCAGUUUCUCUUUGUAGUUCUGUCAUUUUUGCUUUAUAUAUUGUGAGGAUAUUAGGAAUAUUCAAGUGAAUACUGUUACAUAUUCCUGGUAAAUAUGUAAUACUCCUCUAUUCCCAAUAAUACUCUUUUCCUCCAUUAAUGUAGAAGAACAAGCUUGUUGUUAGGAUUUGUAUGGUAUAUAAUUUUACAUUCUUUUACGUUUUAGAGUUUACAUGUCUUUAUUCUUUUUUAAAACUUUAUUAUUUUAUUAGUACCUACUUAUCAUACAUACUGAUCAUAGUCAUCAUAGGAAAUCUGUACCUGUAAAAACUACAUUCUUUAAUUAUUUUAUUUUUUUCAAAAUGCUGUGGCAUAUAGCUGGAUCUUUAAGAUAUACAAUCUGUUAACCUCUGUCUUUUAAUUUUAAAGUUUAGUCUGUUUAUAUUUACUGAAAUUUUAGUCUUGUUUUUACCAUCACACUUUAUUUCAGUUGUUAACCACCAACUUUUGCAUUCCUUAUUUUUUCUUAUUUUUUAGUUUUAAGAUUUUUUUUUUUUUUUGUCUUUUUCGGUUUUUAUCGGUACCAGGGAUCAAACUCACGACUGCCUUACAAGGCAGGCGCUUAUGCCGCUGAGCUAAAUCCUCAGCCCCUAGUUUUAAGAUUUUUGUUCUCUCUCUCUCUCUCCCUCCCUCCUUUCUCCCUCCCUCUCUCCCUCCCUCUCCCUUCUUCCCUCCCUCCCUCCCUCUCUCAGUACUAGUGAUUGAACACAGAGCCUUCUUAUUCAGCAACAUCCCCACCCCUUAUUAAAUUUUUUUUGAGACAGAGUCUUGCUAAGCCCCUAAACAGCAGAGGAUGGGCUGGAACUUGUAGUUCUCCAGCCUUAGCCUCCCACAGCAUUAGGAUUACAGGUUUGUGCUACCCCACCCAGCUUUGUUUUCUUACUCUUUUUUCCUAGCUACUGUUUACAUUUUGUUUUUAUUCUUUUUGAGGUUCUUAAAUUUUUACCUUGUACUUAACUUAGAAGUUUAAAUAAUAGUUAACCCCCUCUUGAAGAAUGUAGGAAGCCUGGAAAUCUUCAACUUUAGUCAUUUUUUUCUUAACCACAUUCUGUUUCAAGUACGUUAGUUUUUUCCCCCCUUUUUUCCUAACCUCAUACUUAUACAUAAUCAUCAAUACUAUUUUAUAUAGGCAGGAUUUGUUUGACUUUACACUCACACAUUCUUGGAUCUCAGAUCAUCCUUUAGGAUUAUUUCUUUCAUUAUGAAUACAGUGUUUAAAUGUUCUUUUUGUAUAGGUCUCUUGAUGUUAAAUUCUCUAAGUCUAUGUUAUAUGUAAAUGUCUUUAUUUUAUCCUCCUUAAAAGAUAGUGUUUUAUACGUAUUUUCACUUAGCAUUAGAAUGUAUGAUCCCAUUCUGUUUUGGCUUUGGGAAGUCUAUUGCCAUUUAGAAGUGUACUAUGAGUCAUAUUACUGUUGUUGUUCUGCUCUUGUUCUUGUUUGAGUGGAAUGCGCAGGGAGUCUUCUGGUUUCUUACAUGUUAGGCAUGUAUUUCUUUUUUACUUAUUCUAAUUUUGGAAGUGUGUUUAUGGCUCAGUAAAUUAAUUUUUUAAAUUUAUAAUUUUCUCCUUAAAUAUAGCCUCUCUUUUAUUCUAUUUUUUCUUUCUCAGAAUCCAAUUAGUGGUAUUUUGUACUUAUUCAUUCUAUCUUUUAUAUGUCAUAACAUCUCUUUGAUAUUUUCUGUUUCAUAGUUCAUUUUGGGCAAUUCCUUCUGAUAUUUUGUUCAGUUUACCAAUUUUCUCUUCACCUAUGUAUAAUCUGUUUAAUCUUUUCAUUGAAGUUUUUUUUCAAAUAUUACACUUUCAUUUGUACACGCUCCAUAUAUUUUACUUUAUAAUGUGCUUAGCUGUGACAGUGUCCUGUUGUUUCGUAUUCUUUGUGAUUUUAUCUGUUACUUCUUUAAAUAUUUUAUAUAAUUUUUGUUCAACUAGUAAUUACUGAUUGUAUGACACUGUAAAUAUUGUUCACAUCUAGGCCACAAAAUAUACUCUGAGUGCAUAUUCUUCAUUGCAUAUACUUUUUUGUUUUCCUAGGAUCUGGUCAUUGUUUUGUUUUCUUUUGCCUAGUGCUGUAUAAUACUUAUUACUAAUUCUUCUCUGAAAUUCUUUUUAAAAUCUAAAUCAAGGGCUGGGGAUUUAGCUCAGUGGCUCAAGUGCUUACCUGGUUAAGUGCAUGAGUUCGAUCCCCAGUACCAAAAAAAAAAUCUAAAUCAGAUCAUGUCCCUCUUCUUCAAAAUUUUCCCACAGCUUCAAGCUCCCUCAGAACAAAAGCCAGAACCUUCACCAUAGCCCAAAUGUUCCUUCAUAAUAUGGUUCCCUUUACAUUUCUGACCUCCUCUCCUCUCACUUUCCCUAUCUCUCACUGUUUUCCAGCUAGCAGGCCUCCUUCCUGUCCUCAAGCAUGCCAGUAUCCUUCCUCUUCAAGGUUUUUGUACUUGCUAUUUUUCCUGCUGAUGACUUGCCCAAGUAUUUCCAUUAUUUUGAAUGUCACGUCCCUGAUCAACAUAUAUAAAAUAGCCCCCUUCACCUCCAUUUUCCAUCUCCUUAUCCUGCUAUAUAUGUGAUACCUUUCUACAAAGCUCUGAUCACCACCUAAUAUUUUGUUUAUUUACUUAUUUAUUGUGGUUAGUGUUUGUCUCUCCCCAAUAGACUGUAUGCUUCACAAAGCAAGGAUUUGUUUUUUUCAUUUCUGUACCCCUAGUGCUAAAAACAUACAUAGCAAUUCAAUAAAUAUUUGUGGAAUAAA